Molecule: messenger RNA, 612 nt
Organism: Beauveria bassiana ARSEF 2860
Lineage: Eukaryota; Fungi; Ascomycota; Sordariomycetes; Hypocreales; Cordycipitaceae
Exons: 1
Coding region: 1-612 (203 amino acids)
Source: RefSeq, a predicted model, not a curated record
AUGGGUGGCAAAGUCGGCUACUUGGUUGCAUUGGAUAUUGAGCACCACAUCUUCCUAUCGGAAUGGGCGAAAGAGUACCCUGAAGCGAAGAUUGUCGGUCCCCACGGCCUGCCAGAGAAGCGAGCCCAGCAGAACGAUCCAAAAAUUGGCAAAGAAGAGUUUGCAGUUGUGUUUACGUCUGAGAAGAAACGUGAGAUCAAGAUCAGCAAAGAGUUCGAUGUCGAUUUCGACUACGAAUAUGUCGAUGGCCAUGCCAAUCGCGAGCUAGUUUUCUGCUACAAGCCCGAAAAGGUAUUAAUUGAGGCUGACUUGCUGUUCAAUCUACCUGCCACCGAACAGUACAGUAAAGUUCCGGAAGGGGAGCGCCAGGCGUCAGGUGUGGUGGACAGAUUGUUUGCAAAACUUCAGAGUACCGAGGGUGAAGGUAAAUGGAUCAAAAGAUUCAAUUGGUAUAUACUUGCGAAGGAUAGACCCAGCUACAACGACAGCUUAAAGGUCAUUGCCGGCUGGGAUUUCCAUACUCUGAUUCCAUGCCACGGCGAUGUCAUUGAAGGCGAUGCCAAGAAGGUUUUUGACAGAAUCUUUGACUGGCACUUGGAUAGCAAGAACUGA